UCUUAGAGAAUUUUUAUUCAUUAUUAAGAGAUGGCAAACGUGUCGCCGUUGUUGACGUUCAUAGUAAUCCUCCUAUCAUCCAUCAUGAUCAACCACCUUCCCGUAGCAAGCUCAAAACAAUGGUGUGUAUCAAUGCAGACGGCGAAGGAUGAGCAGCUAGAAGAUAAUAUCGGUUUUGCGUGCGCUAAUGGAGUUGAUUGUAGACCAAUCCUACCAAGUGGAGCAUGUUUUAAGCCCAAUACUACAAUAAGCCAUGCUUCAUAUUUGAUGAAUUCUUACUACGAACAACAUGGCCGAACCAACAAUUCAUGCUUUUUCUUUUUCCCAAAUAGUGCCAUGCUCACUUCCACAGACCCUAGUUACAAUCACUGUAUCUAUAAAUAGGUGAUCCGUGGAAUACGACAUGCUAGGAGCCUAGGAUGAAUAAAUACGAUAUGUUUUUUUUUGUUUCUGCUAUGUUUUGCCUAUCUAUAGUUAGUUACACAAACUUCAGAUUUUC
Arabidopsis lyrata subsp. lyrata is the source of this 499-nucleotide messenger RNA. Its product is annotated as major pollen allergen Ole e 10. Bases 31 to 384 code for a protein of 117 amino acids. The transcript has a single exon. Lineage: Eukaryota; Viridiplantae; Streptophyta; Magnoliopsida; Brassicales; Brassicaceae. The record is from RefSeq and is a predicted model, not a curated record.